Alligator mississippiensis (American alligator) is the source of this 570-nucleotide messenger RNA. RefSeq names its product olfactory receptor 14C36-like. Gene Ontology annotation, cellular component: membrane. The record is from RefSeq and is a predicted model, not a curated record. Gene Ontology annotation, biological process: G protein-coupled receptor signaling pathway. Gene Ontology annotation, molecular function: olfactory receptor activity. Lineage: Eukaryota; Metazoa; Chordata; Crocodylia; Alligatoridae. The transcript has a single exon. The coding region runs from base 1 to 570 and encodes 189 amino acids.
AUGGCAUAUGACCGUUAUGUGGCCAUCUGUAAACCACUGCACUAUGAAACAAUAAUGAGCAGGAGAGCUUGCGUCCAAACGGCAGCCAUGGCAUGGGUUGCUGGUCUUCUCCAGUCUGCUAUGCACACUGGUAGCACAUUUACAGUCACAUUUUGUAAAGGCAAUAUAGUAAACCAGUUCUUCUGUGAAAUCCCACACCUGAUCAAGCUCUCUUGUUCUGACUCGUAUCUCAGAGAAUUUGGGGUUCUCGCACUCUCUGUUCUUUUAGCCUUGAGCUGCUUUAUUUUUAUAAUGGUAUCAUAUGUUCACAUUUUCACCACAAUAUUGAGACUCCCUUCUGAGCAGGGGAGGUACAAAGCCUUCUCCACCUGCAUUCCCCAUAUCACUAUGGUCUCUUUGUAUCUUAUUAAUGGCACCUUUGCUCACAUGAAACCCCCUUCUCUCUCCCCUUCUAGUCUGGAUUUAAUCCUAGCUAUUCUUUACUCUGUAGUUCCUGCAAUGAUGAAUCCAAUAAUCUAUGGCCUAAGAAACAAAGAUAUCACAGUUGCAUUGAAAAAAAUGAUUCAGUAG